Messenger RNA from Bathycoccus prasinos, 1155 nucleotides. RefSeq lists its product with no specific name. Lineage: Eukaryota; Viridiplantae; Chlorophyta; Mamiellophyceae; Mamiellales; Bathycoccaceae. The transcript has a single exon. Bases 1 to 1155 code for a protein of 384 amino acids. Gene Ontology annotation, molecular function: fatty-acyl-CoA binding; protein binding. The record is from RefSeq and is a predicted model, not a curated record.
AUGACCUCUACCUCUUCUGCUUCGUCUCUCGCGACAUCGUUCGCAGGCGCAUUUCUGACCUCUUUUCUCGCGAUAAAGCUGUACCGACGCGUGCGAAUGAAAGAAGAGAGAACGUUCCCGUUGUUAAGCUGGGGGACAUCGAACGAGAGGAAACUGAACGAAUCUUCGGUCGCGUUUCAACAAACGAGAGACCGAUUCGACGACGUCGGGGGGAGAACAACAACAACGUCCUCGAGUAGUAGUUCUUCUGCUCCUACGAAUACUCGAAGUGAUUUAGAAGCUAUCGCGGGAUUUGAAGCGGCGGCGGCGUACGCGGCGACGCGCAUCGCCGAAGGCGCCGUGCCGGAAGAUUGCAUCUUAGAACUCUACGGCAUUUAUAAACAGGCGACGAAAGGCGAUUGCGACGUGAAGGUACGACCGACUCGAUUGGAUAUCAAAGGGUACGCGAAGUUUACCGAGUGGAUGAAACAUAAAGGGAUGACGAAAGUGGACGCGUGCAGGAUGUACGUGAGAGUUUUGGAAAGUCGACUGGACGAUUUGGAGCUGUUGCCGAGUCCGAAGAAGAAGUCUAAUACUACGAACGGCGGUGGCGGCGGGGCGUUUGGGAGGAGUCAAUCGACGAUGAGGAGAUUAGAAGGAGAGGAUGGGAAAGAAGAAGAGCGGGAAGAGGAAACGAGCUUGCUUAAAGCCGCGAAGGAGGGUGAUUUUGAUAAGUUGCUGAAAUGUUUACGAGCCGGAGCGGACGCGAAUCAACGGGACGCGAAAGGGAGAACACCCCUAAUGUUUGCCGCCGAUACCGGCGACGUGGCGAUUACGAUUCAGCUAAUGCAAUUGGAUGCGGACAUAGGGGCGGUAGAUGAUAAAGGGAAGACGGCGUUGCAUUACGCGACGAUUUGCGAGCAAGUAGACGUGGCGGAAGUUUUGCUGGAAGCUGGGGCGGAUCCGGAGGUGAGGGACGCAAACGGCUCGUCGGCGAGCGAUUUAGGCGUAUACGAAUUAGUUAAGAAGAAGGCGAACGGUGAAUUAGUAUCGGUAGAUAAUAGAGAAGAUGAAAGGAUAGAAGAAGAGGAGGAAGAGGAGGAGGAUUUCGACUUGGAGGAAAUUGAGCGUCAAGCUUUGGAGAAAAUGGCAGAAAAAGAAAAUUCAAUCGCUUGA